AUGUAUACCGAUGAAAACUCAGACAAGGAAAGCGAGUACGAGGAACGAAGCCCUGAAGAUAGUCCGAAUAUUACCAAAAAGUCGUUAUCGUCUGUUGGCUUUAGAAAUAACCCUGAUAAUCAAAAUGCGAGACCCCUUGCAUUACGGGCCACGCAAUCUUUCACGGGAGCUGUCGAAGAGCUACGAUUUUGUAACAAUUUCCAAAGGAUAAACCUAUGCAACAGGAUGAAUGUGAUGUCCACCCCAAAGAUAGCGACCAUAUGUCCAUGUGGGUGCCUUCUGCGACCAGCUACCAUGGGACCCUUCAGAACUAGAGAGCAAAACACAUUGGCGCUACAUAUCGUCUCGCCAGAGGUCCUCAAUUACCAUGGCUACAACUACGAACCGAGCGAGAUAGCCAUGUUCUGGAAAAAAGAUUGCCGAAUGUUCUUAUGGAAGGGAAAAGCAAAAAUGAAGAAUGUUAUCCAUGCUGACUCAUACAAAAAAUGA
Messenger RNA from Manduca sexta (tobacco hornworm), 489 nucleotides. RefSeq lists its product as uncharacterized. The coding region runs from base 1 to 489 and encodes 162 amino acids. Lineage: Eukaryota; Metazoa; Arthropoda; Insecta; Lepidoptera; Sphingidae. The record is from RefSeq and is a predicted model, not a curated record. The transcript has a single exon.